Messenger RNA from Funneliformis caledonium, 669 nucleotides. NCBI's taxonomy places the organism in Eukaryota, Fungi, Glomeromycota, Glomeromycetes, Glomerales, Glomeraceae. The record is from the annotation of a GenBank genome assembly.
AUGACAGAUUUUGGAGGGAAUUCAUAUGGCAAUCAUGCUACAAAUACCACAGCAAAGACAAACUAUCGAAUCCUCCUAUUUGGUAGGGCACCUGGCGUAAUACAUACUCUGAAACAUUCUUGGGUUGCGGUUGGCAUACCACUAUUGUCAGACAAAAAUGUGAUAGAUUUUAGAAUUUUCCGUACUAGAGCUAAUUCAAAUAAGCAACUUUUCCUGUUGAUUGAUGAGUUUCAGCUUAUUUUCAAAGAUCGAAAUGAGGAUAAAUUAUUAAAACAGUUAAUGUAUGCUCUUGGGCAUCAUAUGACCGGAAUAAUUCCUAAUAUAUUACUCUCAGCUGCACAGGACGCGAUACGAGCAAUGGAACCUAUAAUGCGAGAAUUUACAAAUGUUAAGGAAUUUUUUGAAAGUCUUAGUAAAAAGAACCCAUCAAGAAUUUACACCCAAAUUUCAAUCAAGCUUGAUAAUGCAUACAAAAUCAGCGCUUAUGCCAACGAUCAUAAAAUGCUCAUAUGCGAGCUUAUUUACAGAAAUAUUAUGGAAAUCAAAUCAAAUAUUUCUAAUGAUCUGCAAGAUGGUGACUCUACUAUAAAAUUUGAACAUUUGAAGCGUGAUAAGCAUUUGAUACUAAGGAAAUUGGAAACAGUACGUGGGCGUAGGAAUUUUAAUUAA